Messenger RNA from Serpula lacrymans var. lacrymans S7.9, 1611 nucleotides. RefSeq lists its product as uncharacterized. Gene Ontology annotation, molecular function: metal ion binding. NCBI's taxonomy places the organism in Eukaryota, Fungi, Basidiomycota, Agaricomycetes, Boletales, Serpulaceae. The coding region runs from base 34 to 1146 and encodes 370 amino acids. The record is from RefSeq and is a predicted model, not a curated record. The transcript has 2 exons.
GAGUCUCCAGAGCUAACCACAGCACAAGCUGCCAUGAUUUCUGCACCCUUUCCUGCACCAUCCACCAGCAGAACACUUCUUCCCAGGUCGACCUCCACAUCGAGAACCAGCUCAAGGUCUUCUAGCCACCACCGUCUCAAAGCAUCUCGUAUCGUGUCACCAGGGGUCACAGAUAUCACUGCACCUGAAGUAGUCGAACGGUUACAAGCAGGGAAAGCUCAUUCGCCCGAUACGCUGACCGACUUAGGAGGCCCUUCGUCCUCUACUAUUGCUGGAGGCUCUGCAAUGCAUAGGCGUAAGAGAAGAAGAGUUUCGACUGGUGAAUCAGCGGUAGAUUCUGAAACGGAGAGUGAGGAUGAUCUCGACUUGUUUCAUUGUCCUUCACAAAGCCCUUUCCAAGGCGAGGGCCCUCGGAGGAGAGAAGACGUAACAGGCCAUCCUACAUCUAGCCAUCAAGCACACCCUUCCCCGCAACCACCACGGCAAGGAUCGGUGAAAGAUGAAUUGGAUAUCGACCAACUUCCACUACCAUCCGAUCUCAUAUCACAUUCAAUUUCCUUGCGUCAAAUCGCUGCACCAUCAUCGUCUGCAGCAACACGAGGAAAUUCACCACGCUCAGGCGAAGAUGUCGAUAUUUCUCUUGAAAGUGCCCCCUACCCUACCGAUCUCCUUCCCACUCCUUCGGAGAAUCUUAUGCAAUCAUUAGGCACAUUGACUCAUGAAUCGGCCGCCAGGAUUCAUACGAAUAGCACAGUUACAAAUCCUCGUUCCAUCGAACCGCUAGCAGAGGAAACACCCACGAAACUACCACCGGCAUCGUCAUCCAAACCAAUAUCCACAUCCAGCACUAAUGCUUUCCCCAGUACCUCUGCCCCCAUAUCUGCUCCUCAAGUUGAACCACUCUCUGCCUACACCUGCCCCAUAUGCUUCUCCCCGCCCACCUACGCAACCCUGACACCCUGCGGACACAUUUGCUGCGGCCCCUGCCUUUUCACUGCCGUCAAGUCGACCAUGCAGCGCAGUGUGAACCUCGCGAUGGAGAGGCCUGUACCGAGGUGUCCGAUAUGCAGGGCUGAAAUCCCAAAUUGGGAUGGGCACGGUGGCGGUGUCGUGGGGCUGAAGAUGCAGGUCGUGUAUAUGCUGUGAUUUUGCCCUAGCUUGCAAGCGCUCAGCUUGAUGGCUAGCGACCUAGCAUUCAUCACUGGAACGGCAUCGCAGACAAGAUCCAGAGGCUCCAAUCACGCUCUCUGUCGAUGUAAUGAUGGAUUGGUCCUGCGGCCGCUGACAGGUAGGCCCGUAACACCGUCCCUCGGAGGACAACCAAGGACCCACUAGUGAUAAUUUAAAAUUAGCAGAGCAUUAUUCUAAAGGUCUGACACUCACCUGUGUUAAUACUGUAUAGUUGGUUAGAUCAUAACUGAGUAGGGAUUGCGACGGGAGCUAGUCCUAUGUGAAAUAGGUAUCGUUACACUAGCUAUAUCAAAUUUACAAACCUACUAUUAGCUUUUCUUGCCCGAGGAUGCGCAAUGCAUAGCUCGUUUACACCAGCGGAACUUGUGCUGUCGUUUUUCAGCCUGGCUCUUCGUUAAUCACAACAUGCUCUCCUUGUUC